Molecule: messenger RNA, 1967 nt
Organism: Papaver somniferum (opium poppy)
Lineage: Eukaryota; Viridiplantae; Streptophyta; Magnoliopsida; Ranunculales; Papaveraceae
Product: diacylglycerol kinase 5-like
Exons: 13
Coding region: 227-1702 (491 amino acids)
Molecular function (GO): ATP-dependent diacylglycerol kinase activity
Source: RefSeq, a predicted model, not a curated record
UGCAUAAUGUUCCCCUUUUUUCUAUGAUUUCCAUCUGUUUUCCCUCCUCCCCACCACCUUCUAAAAAUUAAUUCUCAAGGAAAUCCAAAGUUACAAAGUACGCGUUUAUUUCCAUUUAUACAUCCAGAUCGGAAAACAGAAUCCUGCAAUUUAAAGAAACAACCAAAUUCGAUUCAAUUUAGGAACCUUCAAGAAUUCUGUGAGAAUACAUCGUUUGGGAUUACAAAUGGAUGACGCUGGGUCUGAAUCUCAUCAUUCGGAGAAGGAGUUCUUCAUCCCUAAUUACAUACUUCUAUCGGAUGCCGCGGUUGAGUGUACUUCUUUUGUUCCAGAAUGCCCUGUUCUCGUGUUCAUUAACUCCAAAAGUGGUGGUCAACUUGGUGGGAAUCUUUUGAUAACAUAUCGUGGUCUACUCAAUAAAAAUCAGGUAUUUGAUUUGGGGAAAGAGGCUCCUGAUAAAGUGCUAAGCAGGAUUUACAUCAAUCUAGAGAGGCUUAAGCUCAGUGGAGACGAAUUUGCUACUGAAAUUCAGAAGAGAUUGCGGAUAAUAGUUGCAGGUGGGGAUGGCACAGCGAGUUGGCUUCUUGGAGUAAUUUCUGAUCUCAAAUUAUCUCAUCCACCUCCAGUUGCUACUGUACCCUUAGGAACAGGAAACAAUCUCCCAUUUUCAUUCGGCUGGGGGAAGAAGAAUCCAGGUACAGACCCCCAAUCUGUGAGGUUGUUCAUGAAUAAAGUCAAAAAAGCAAAAGAGAUGAAAAUAGACAGUUGGCAUAUUAUCAUGAGGAUGAGAGUCCCCGAAGAAGGAGCCUGUGAUCCAAUUGCACCAGUUCCGGAGUUGGAUUUACCUCAUUCUAUGCACGCAUUUCACCGUGUCUCCCGAACAGACUCUCUAAACAAGGAAGGUUGUCAUACAUUUCGUGGGGGAUUUUGGAACUACUUUAGCAUGGGGAUGGAUGCUCAAGUAUCAUAUGCAUUUCAUACAGAGCGGAAAUUGCAUCCAGAAAAAUUCAAGAACCAGUUAGUGAACCAGGGUACUUACGCAAAGCUUGUUAGUACGCAAGGUUGGUUUCUGGCUUCUCUUAUGCAUCCUUCUUCCCGGAACAUCGCGCAGCUCGCAAAGGUUAAGGUCAUGAAAAGGCCAGGUCAUUGGGAAGAUCUCGAAGUACCUAGCAGUAUCAGGUCAAUAAUCUGUCUCAACUUGCCUAGCUUUUCUGGUGGUCUAAAUCCUUGGGGUACACCAAAUCAGAAGAAAUCACGAGAUAGAGAUUUGACUGCACCCUAUGUGGAUGAUGGUCUUAUUGAGGUUGUGGGUUUCAGAGAUGCUUGGCAUGGGCUUGUAUUGCUGGCUCCAAAAGGACAUGGGACUCGUCUCGCUCAGGCACACCGAAUCCGAUUCGAGUUUCACAAAGGUGCAGCUGACAGCACUUACAUGAGAAUUGAUGGGGAACCAUGGAAACAGCCCCUCCCGGUCGAUGAUGACACUGUCGUGGUUGAAAUCUCUCACCUAGGUCAAGUAAACAUGCUUGCAGCCCCAGGUUGCAUAUCUAAAAGUGUCUAUGAUCCAUCUUCUCCUAGUCAUCGUCAACAAGAUGAUGAUAGCUCUGGUGAACUAGACGAGGAAGAAUCAGAAGAAAGGAGGAAGUUUGGGGCAGCAGAUACAUUUAAACUCCCUGCAGACGUUGACAUUAGUCAGCUGAGUUAAUCUGGUGCACUGAAUGCCUUUUCUAACAGCUUUAUUGCUUGUUCAUCCUUCAUAUUUUGUUGUGGUUGAAUGCCCUUUCUAACAGCUUUGUUGCUUGUUCAUCCUUCAUAUUUUGUUGUGGUUCUCAUUCUUACCGGUACCUGUUAGGAUGUAAAUAUGGUGGUGAUUGUCCAGGGCAACACAUUGUAGUUCUUUUGGGAUAUGGAUUAUUUUGGAAAUCUAUAAUUUCAAUUCCAAUUAUCAGAACUACAUAUUCAAUUGCACA